Molecule: messenger RNA, 2790 nt
Organism: Aspergillus uvarum CBS 121591
Lineage: Eukaryota; Fungi; Ascomycota; Eurotiomycetes; Eurotiales; Aspergillaceae
Product: acetamidase regulatory protein
Exons: 3
Coding region: 219-2549 (776 amino acids)
Biological process (GO): DNA-templated transcription; regulation of DNA-templated transcription
Molecular function (GO): DNA binding; DNA-binding transcription factor activity, RNA polymerase II-specific; zinc ion binding
Source: RefSeq, a predicted model, not a curated record
UCCCUCUUUCUUUCCUACCUCUUCCUCUUUCCUCUCUCAUCAUCACUCAUUCAAUCCCUUUCUUGUCCUGUCUUCUCAUAGCUUUAAUCACGAAGACCGAAUUAUAGGACGGAAUCAUGCCAUAGUUGCUGUGCCCUGAAUUCGUUCAUCUGAUUAUGCAUGACGAAGUAACGAAGUAACGAGUCUCCGGACCUGGAAUCUAUAUCGAUGCUUCGGCUAUGUCCUCCGCAGCGCAUAACAGUCCACCCACCGGGAAUGGCGUGACUAAGCGCAAAUCAGGCUCUGCCGCCUGCAUCCACUGUCAUCGGCGCAAGGUUCGCUGUGAUGCUCGGCUUGUCGGGUUGCCUUGCUCCAAUUGCCGCUCCGCGGGAAAGUCAGACUGCCGCAUCCAUGAGAAAAAGAAACGCUUGGCUACACGCUCGAUCUUGAACCCUGUACCUAUUCGCUGUCGUCCACCUCCUGCUUCGGAAACCACGCACAAAUCAUCAAAUCUUGCUUCUCCUGUUGCUCCGCCAAAUGCUUUCACGACUACCUUCCGCAACGUUCAACCGGACGUUGUGACAGCUGCCACUUCCCUCGCUAAUGUCCAUGCGCUCCAUCGCACAACCAAUGAUAAUGUUGAUCACCAACGCCAGCAUCAUAGUUCAUCACCAACUUCCGAUGCCCAGACAUACCAUCGCCCAACGGAAUCGGAGCUCUCCAUAGAACAGGACUCACAUGCGGAUUUGGAAAGACGAUUGGUGAAACUGAUCGACGAGGAAGAAUCAGGUAGUCGGGAAAUUCGUCGGGGUGUGCGAGCGAUCUAUGUCGGUCACGAGCUGUCCAACAUGUCUUUUUUGAUUCGUCAACAGCGAGAUGAAGUCGACGACGUAUACCACUUUGCUGGAAACGAAAUACCUCGGCGGCAACUGAGAACAGGCCACGAUCAACUGUUGAUGGAUGCUCUCACCCUACCUGAACCGGCUCUGGCAGAUGAACUGGUUCAGGCUUACUUUGAUCACGUCAACCCAGGGUAUCCCAUCAUCGACGAGGAUCUCUUCAUGACACAGUACCGGAAUCGGGAUCCUGCCGACCCGCCGCCAAUCCUGCUUCUUCAAGCAAUACUUCUAGUCGGAGCACACGUAGCUCGGCAAAAGGUCGAGCGUGAUGCACUCAAAGAGAUCUUCUUUCGUCGAGCUAAAUGGCUAUUCGACAGUCGUGUCGAGCGAAACCGCGACAUCAUGAUUCAGGCAGCAUUGCUCUUGACUUGGCACUCUGAUAGCCCUGAUGAUGAUGUUUCAGCUAACGCUCAUUACUGGGUUGGAGUAGCUGCUAGAAUUGCCACAGGACUUGGAAUGCAUCGAAAUCCUGUGUCAAGCCGAUUUGUUCCACGAGACCGCCGUAUGUGGAGGAGGCUCUGGCAUAUCCUAGUCCAAUUUGAUGUCAUGGUGUCUCUCUCAUAUGGACGCCCACAAGCUAUUAAUCUUGAGGACUCAGAUGUGUCCUCCUUAACACUUUCAGACUUCCAAGGAUGUGGACCCGGGGUUCAAACAGACUUUGUGAUUCAUUUCUCAGAACUCUGCACAAUGAUAUCUUACAUUGUUCGCAAUCGUUUCGGGCUGAGAGUCAACCCGGAACGUCGCAAAGCGGUAUUGCACGAGGCCGAUGAGAGCCUAGCUAAUUGGUCCUUGAAGCUUCCAGAUAAACUACGCUUACGAGCAUCUGACAUGGACCCAUGGUCUGCCAUGCUCCAUUUGACCUACAACAACUUUCUCAUUUUACUACACCGACCCCACCCAAGAGCCUCUGCCUAUUCAGAUGACUACGGUCCACACGAUGCUGAGAUCUGUAGUGCAGCUGCAGGUGUUAUAGCCUCAAUUUUCGAAGAACUUCGUCUCCAUGAUCGCUUAAAGUCUCUCUGGUACUCUGCCGUUCAUACCCUUUUCACAGCAAUGAUACAAGUGCGAGUGGAGCUUCGCUUCUCGAAUCCUGUCCUAGCGAUUAAUGCCCUUCGUCGCUUUGAUUCAGCUUCUUAUUCACUUCGCGAACUGGCGGGAUACUGGUCCCAUGCCACCACUAUCCUACGGUUGUUUGAAGAUUCCAAGCGCCUUCAGGAGGAUCUUCGCUUGGCUACAAGUGAAAGACCCCGUGGUUUCAGCAAUUCCCAUGAACGAGAAAAGAUUGUGACCCAUACUUCAUCCUCUAGCUCUUCCAGAAGCACAAUAGCUACACAUAUCCCACAACAGCAGGAGGAACAGCCUGUCCCCUACGAAGUUCCGACUCCAGAGUCGACACAUGUUUCAAACCCCACCACCUCUGCGGGCCUUCAACAGAAUCACGCGAUCGAUCACUGGAUGCCAGCCACGAACAUGACUCCGGUAGAGACUCUGGACGCCCCCCGCGAAUCUCUCGAUUGGCGGCAGCUGUUCUCUUUCGCAGACAUGGACCAACCCGUUCUUCCGAUGGCCAUGGAGGGCCUUCCUGAACUGGAAGAUGAGUGGCGUCAGAUCUACUGGCAAGAGACACCACUGUCGGAUCUCUUGCAUGAUGGGGGCUGGAUGCACGGCUGACAUUUGCAUUGCACUUGCAUUCAUGGCGUACUCGUCCUUGCCACAUAUCAUUGGUCUUGAAGCUACCCGGAUUUUGUCUGAGAACAUGGACUGUGCGCGAACGAUAAUGACUUGAUGACCUUCUCAUUGCUUUGCCCCGGCUUUCCAUGGAUUAUUAGCACCGCCAAUGCGGGGGAAAUAUCGGUGACCUUUUUGCAUUUAUCAUAAAAUAGCUUCUCCGAAUGGAAUUGUCAGAACUCAG